This is a messenger RNA of Phytophthora infestans T30-4, 273 nucleotides long. RefSeq names its product secreted RxLR effector peptide protein, putative. The transcript has a single exon. The record is from RefSeq and is a predicted model, not a curated record. Lineage: Eukaryota; Oomycota; Peronosporomycetes; Peronosporales; Peronosporaceae. Bases 1 to 273 code for a protein of 90 amino acids.
AUGCGUGUGCGAUUCAUUCUGUGUGCUGUCCCAACAAUUAUCGCUGGAUUUGUCAAUGGUAUCUCGACUGCAGGCACUGUCGACCUUGACAUGCUCGCAUCUCCACAUGACGUCGUCCAAAAUUCUGCUGCUGCUGUUGACCAUGCCACCAACAACGCUCACCGACUACUGAGAAAACAUGAACCCACCCACGAUGGUGCCGAGCUGGAAAAAUAUUCAGGAAAUGAAGAGAGAGAUCUUUGGGGAGCAUUUAAAGGAUUGUUGAGCAGAUAA